ACAGCUGCCCAGCCCUAGAAAUCCAGAGCUUCCGACCUCUCUUCGCCGCCGCCCGCAUCAAAGGAGCUCUCGCCAGGGUAGUGCGACCGACAGACCCCUCCAAGAAAAAAAGUCUCUCCAACCAAAUUCCCGACGACAAAGCAAAACAAAGCAAUCAUCAUGGCCGAUACAGCUGGCACAGUAAAUGGCCACUCCAAAGCCGCCAACGGCAGCACUGAACAGCCCUUGACGCCCUACCAUUCGCUCUUCUCCCAGCUUUUGUCCUGGAAGAACCCUCGCAACUCGGCCAUCGCCUAUGUUUCCGUCGUUGCUACCAUCAUCGCCGUUCGGUACCUCAACCUCUUUAGCUGGACUCUUUCAUUGUCUUGGAUGAUUUUGGCUACCACUGUUGCUGCCGAGGUUGCUGGCAAACUGGUCCUUAGUAACGGCCUGGCCUCUCAGUUCCGCCCCCGCCAGUACUACACACUUUCCCGCGAUACCUUUGAGAGGCUGGUUAGCGACGCUCACGGACUCAUCAACUUCUUCUUGAUUGAAAGCCAGCGCAUCAUCUUUGUUGAGAAUGUCGGCGUUUCGGCUGCCGCCUGCGUCGCUGCCUUCAUCUCAGGCCUCCUGAUCAAGGUGCUGCCCUACUGGGUUCUUGCCAUCAUCGGAACCUCCCUCGCCUUCUUCGCCCCCCUGAUCUACUCCACCAACCAGGAGUUUAUUGACGAGCAGCUCAAGACUGCUGCCGAUGCCAUCAAUGCCCAGACUGCCCAGGUUCGAGAUGCUGCUCAGAAGCAGGCCGACCAUCUCGCCGCCGUCGGCAAGCAGUAUGCUGGAGACUAUACUGAAAAGGUCCAGGAGAUUCUGCGCGGCCACGGCGUUGCUCCCGGAGCCGCCAAGAAGUCCCCUGAAUUCCCUUCCCCUCCUACUGAGGAGCCUAAGGCCACCGAACCAGUUGUUCCUCAAGAACCCAUCCAUGCCUAAAUGGAUUUGUCGACGCGCACGAUUAUUUACGGUUAAAGAAGCGAUAAACGCAACGCUGGGCUAUCCAAUAGUGCUUUUCACAUUCUUUAUACGGCAGAUCAUAACUCCCCCUGGGGUGAUGGAUAUUUUCAAGAUUGAAAUCAGAACAGGAAGGACACAUGACUUUGGGGACCGACGGUGUACCACCGAUCGGAGCAUCAUGAUAUCCGCCCUAUCGGCGUAAUGGGGAAACGUUUGUUGAAGAAAAGUGACCCUUUACGCUAAUAGAGGCACAUUCACCGGGGAGGAGUGUGGAGGAUAACGGCGUUUGCUACAAGGCCGGUAGGUUUGUUUUGCAAACUCUUUUUUUCCCUUAUCAGUUUGGGAUGGUUGUUUAUUUUCCCUUUAUUCUUUCCCUUGCACUGU
Molecule: messenger RNA, 1371 nt
Organism: Trichoderma harzianum CBS 226.95
Lineage: Eukaryota; Fungi; Ascomycota; Sordariomycetes; Hypocreales; Hypocreaceae
Exons: 4
Coding region: 160-966 (268 amino acids)
Source: RefSeq, a predicted model, not a curated record